Trichoderma virens Gv29-8 is the source of this 11901-nucleotide messenger RNA. Its product is annotated as putative PKS-NRPS protein. Gene Ontology annotation, biological process: fatty acid biosynthetic process; secondary metabolite biosynthetic process. The record is from RefSeq and is a predicted model, not a curated record. NCBI's taxonomy places the organism in Eukaryota, Fungi, Ascomycota, Sordariomycetes, Hypocreales, Hypocreaceae. The transcript has 4 exons. Bases 1 to 11901 code for a protein of 3966 amino acids. Gene Ontology annotation, molecular function: fatty acid synthase activity; 3-oxoacyl-[acyl-carrier-protein] synthase activity; phosphopantetheine binding.
AUGCCAGCCGAGCCAAUUGCCAUAAUUGGUAGUGGAUGUCGCUUCCCAGGCGGCGCUACAACUCCAUCUAAAUUAUGGGAUCUUCUAAGAUGUCCCCCAGAUCUCAAGCAGGAAAUCCCCAAAGAGCGAUUCAGCGUCGACCGUUAUUAUCAUCCCGAUAAUGCCCAUCAUGGAACAAGUAAUGUUCGACACUCUUACUUCCUUCAAGACGAUUUCAAGGCAUUUGACGCGGGCUUCUUUGGUAUUAAAGGUGUUGAGGCCUUGGCCAUGGAUCCCCAGCAGCGCCUGCUCUUGGAAACUGUGUAUGAGAGUUUGGAAUCAGCCGGUCUGCCAAUGGAAAAUCUGCAGGGCUCAGAUACAGGCGUUUUCGUCGGUAACAUGAGUGUUGACUACACUGAAAUUCUGUCUCAGGAUAUUGAUUCAACGCCCACAUACUUUGCGUCUGGAACGGCGCGAAGCAUUCUAUCUAACAGAAUUUCGUACUUUUUCGAUUGGCAUGGGCCGUCUGUUACAAUUGACACGGCCUGUUCAUCUAGUUUGAUUGCCUUGCACCAGGCAGUUCAAAGCCUACGAGCCGGAGAGGUCCCUCUCGCCAUUGCAGCGGGUGCCAACUUGCUACUAGGACCUAAUCAAUAUGUGGCGGAGAGCAAGUUGAAGAUGCUUUCGCCCAAUGGUCUGUCCCAGAUGUGGGACGAAAAGGCAGACGGAUACGCACGUGGAGACGGUUUCGCCUCAGUGGUGCUGAAGAAACUCAGUGACGCAAUCCGCGAUGGAGACAAAAUUGAGUGUAUCGUCCGCGAGACAGGGACUAACCAAGAUGGGCGGACAAAAGGUAUCACUAUGCCAAGUCCAAUCGCUCAAGCUGCACUCAUCCAGGAUACCUAUAGACGCGCGGGUCUUGAUCUAAGCCGACAAUCUGACCGACCACAGUAUUUCGAAGCCCAUGGAACUGGUACACCAGCCGGUGACCCAGUUGAGUCGCGAGCAAUCAACGCUGCUUUCUUUGGACCGAAGUCGGGAUUUAAGCGUUCGCCUGAGGACCCUAAGCUGAUUGUUGGUUCAAUCAAGACUGUUAUUGGACAUACAGAGGGAACUGCUGGUCUUGCAUCACUACUCAAGGUUUCACUCGCGUUGCAGAACGGCAAAGUUCCUCCUAACCUUCACUUCGAGAAGCUGAGCGCAACAGUAAAGCCGAAUUUUACAAAUUUAGAUAUACCUACGUCGCUACAGGACUGGCCUCGGAUUCCUGAGGGCGGAGUGAAGCGCGCAAGCGUCAACAGCUUCGGUUUUGGUGGCGCGAAUGCGCAUGCAAUUCUUGAGGAAUAUAUCCCACAGUCUGGUACUGAUUCAAAUAUUUCCAAAUGUACAACUUCAUUCACACCGUUUCUAUUUUCUGCGGCCACUUCGUCUGCCUUGUCAGCCAACAUUUCAGCGUAUGCCGACUUCCUCGAUAUCAACCCAAGCAUCAGCCUCAGGGACGUCAGCUACACACUAUUUCAUCAUCGCUCCAGUCUCCAGGAGAGGGCUAUUUUCUCUGCGUCUUCUCCGGAUGAUCUCGUAGUUAAACUUCGUGCCUAUAUCACGGAUGGCAAGAAGCCAAACACAGGCGUUUCCAAGACUUCAGCAGCUCAGCCACGGACUCUGGGUAUCUUCACGGGCCAGGGUGCUCAGUGGCCUCGUAUGGGUGCUGAACUUAUUGAAUCAUCCGCUGCCAUUAGCAGGAUUGUAAGCGAGCUUGAGGAAAGCCUUGCAACACUGCCCGUUGAGGAUCGCCCCUCUUGGUCGCUGCGGGAGAAGAUGCUAGAGUCUCCUGAAACGUCCCAGAUAAAGAAAGCCGAGCUUUCUCAGCCACUAUGCACGGCGCUACAGAUUAUCUUGGUCGAAGCAAUGCGCCAUGCAGGCAUCACUUUUGAUGCUGUCGUGGGCCAUUCAUCUGGUGAGAUUGGAGCAGCAUAUGCUGCGGGGGUAAUCACGGCAUCUGAAGCCAUUCGCAUUGCCUACUACAGAGGGUUCCAUACACAUAAAUGCCAAGGCUCCAAUGGCCAACCUGGGUCCAUGAUGGCUGUCGGAACAUCUCUCGAAGAUGCUCGUGAAUUUUGCGAGUUGGACGAUUUUGUGGGCCGUCUACGCGUGGCUGCCAGCAACUCCUCCUCUAGCGUCACUAUCUCAGGUGACUCAGAUGCCAUUGAAGAGGCAGGCUUGAUCUUUGAAGAUGAGAACAAGUUCCAUCGCGCCCUGCAAGUUGACAAAGCAUACCACUCUCACCAUAUGGACCCUUGUUUGGCUCCUUACAUCGAGUCCUUGAGAUCCUGCAAGAUAUCCCCACAGCUUUCAAAUGCCACUGGAUGUGUAUGGGUCUCCAGUGUCUAUGGCGAAGAUAUUAGUAACGUUGAAGAUGAUCUUACAGCCGUCUACUGGGCUAAUAACAUGGGCCGAACUGUUCUUUUCUCCGAGGCUUGCGAGAGCGCGCUGCGUGAGGUUGGCCCCUUUGACCAAGUGGUUGAACUAGGCCCCCAUCCUGCACUCAAAGGACCAGCGAGCCAAACAAUCGAAGAAACAACUCGCGAAAAGAUGCCGUACUUUGGCGCUUUGACCCGUAAGCGUAACGCAGUUGAAGCCCUGGCAGAAUGUCUAGGAAGUCUUUGGGCUGCAAAUAGCAACAAAGUGAUUGACUUUGCGGCUUAUGAAACAUUCAUGGCCGGUUCACAUGGAACUCUGGUAGACCUUCCAAUGUACCAAUGGGACCACCAUAUGACUUACUACAAUGACUCGCGUAUUAUAAGAGCCAUGAGAACAGCAUCAAUCAAGUCAAAUGAGAUUCUCGGCACCAGAAUUAUCGAUAACAGCAUUACUGAAGUGCGGUGGCGGAAUCGCCUUAGCAGCAACGAGGUAGCUUGGCUUAAGCACCACAGAAUUCAGGAUCAGUCUGUCUUUCCCGCUGCGGGUUACAUUGCCGCUGGAUUGGAAGGUGUCAGAGAGCUCUUCUACGACUCGCCUAUUUCUAUCAUAAAGUUCAAGGAUUUCGUCGUGGGACAAGCACUGAUUAUCCCGGAGAAUGGGGGCGUUGAGACGGUCACAUCUCUUACCAACAUUGUGCGGAUGGCCGAUACAAUCACUGCCCGAUUCACGUUUUUUGCCGAGGAAAGCAGAAACGACUCAGUUAUCAUGAAUGAGAAAGCUUCAUGUAGCUUGAUUGUUUCAUUAGGAGAGCCGAAUCCUGAUGCCCUACCUCCACGACCUGAGCCGGACUUCCAGAUGUUAGAGGUGCACGAAGAUAGAUUCUAUGAUGCUGUCGGAAGUCUAGGAUUUGGAUAUACUGGACCAUUCAAAGCCUUAACAAAGUUAAACCGCAAGAUGGACGUUGCAACCGGCUAUAUUUUGCAUCCGGACGCAACAUUCGGAUUUGACCGUCUUUUGAUCCACCCUGCGGCUCUGGACGCUGCGAUCCAAUCCAUCAUUUUGGCAUAUUGCUUCCCAGGAGACACACGUUUGAGGACCACUCAUUUGCCGACAACAAUUGAUAGCAUCCAAUUCAACGUCCCUCUUUGUGAAUCCAAGAUUGCAACCGAGAGCCUAUUCCGUGCAUCAGUACCUCCUGGCGGAGUGGAGUUGAGUGAUAUCAACGGUGACGUCGACAUAUUUACUGAGGACGGUAUUACCCUCAUUCAGCUUCAGGGUCUCCACACCAAGCCUCUUGUCCCUGCCACUGCUGAAACGGAUCUUCAGCUUUUCUCCGAAUUUACCUGGGGGCCGCUUCUCCCCCAUGGUCAAAGUCUUGUCUUAGAGGGUGGAGAAGCUUUAUCGGAACGUGCCCUAUUUGAGGAUCUAGAACGUGUGGCAUACUAUUAUCUACAACACCUCAAUAACGAAAUUCCGCUUCGUGAACGCUCGAACUUGUUGCCUCAUCAAGAACGACUAUUCGGCUAUGUUGAUUAUAUCUUGGGUCGCGUCAACAACGGAGCGUUGAUGCACAUCAGGCCCGAGUGGAGAGACGAUAAGCAUGAGACUAUUUUGAACAUAAUAUCUAGCCGUGAGGAUGACAUUGAUCUGAAGAUCAUGCACGCUGUUGGAGAAAACCUUCCGAAAGCGAUUCGUGGUCAAAUGAAUAUCCUGGAGCCGAUGAUGGAGGGCAAUAAGCUCAAUAAGUUUUAUGUUGAUGCGCUAGGUAUGCCUCGCUAUGUGGAAGCUCUUUCUCGCAUUGCUGCACAGAUAAGCAAUCGUUAUCCACAUAUGCAUAUGCUUGAAAUCGGUGCUGGCACAGGAGGUGCUACGAAGAUUCUUCUCAAGCAUUUGGCCAGUGCCUUCGACUCCUAUACUUACACCGAUAUCUCUAGCGGAUUCUUCCCAACUGCCCAGGAAGUGUUCAGCAAUUAUUUGUCUAAAAUGGCAUUCAAGAUAUUAGAUAUUGAGAAAGAUAUUGAGAGUCAGGGUUACGAAGAGCAGAAGUUUGAUCUUGUGAUUGCAAAUUUAGUAGCCCACGCUACGAAAGAUUUGGAAACAACAAUGAAGAACAUUCGGCGACUCGUCAAGCCUGGAGGUUAUCUACUUCUGCUGGAGAUUACAGAUAAUGACCAGCUUCGCUUCGGUUUCAUAUUUGGUGGCCUUCCAGGUUGGUGGUUGGGGCACGAGGAGGAACGUCGCUUUAGCCCAUGUGUCGAUAUCCCCUCUUGGGAUACUCUACUGAGGAAAACAGGAUUCUCAGGCAUCGACGAUGCAACGCCUCAUGUUUCGACCUGUCCAUUGUCAGUCCUGCUGACACAGGCAGUCGAUGAUCGGGUGUCUCUUCUGCGCGAGCCACUUAAUGCAGCCCCUUCUGCUUUCGAUUUGGCCGAUUUGACAAUCAUUGUGUCGGAAAAUGGAAUAUCUGCAGAUGUUGGUCUUAGAGUCAAGGAUAUUGUAUCUCCAUACUUUAAAGAGACUCGUUUACUCACAAAUAUCAACGAUCUCACUGAACAAACUCUUCCUGUGAUGGGUAGCGUCCUUUCGCUCGUUGACUUCGAUGAGCCCAUAUUCAAGGACAUGACAGCCAAGCGCUUGCAAGCGUUCCAGCAAAUCUUCAAACAGUCUAAGAAUAUUUUGUGGAUGUCGGCAGGAGCCCAAGCUGACAGUCCUUAUGCGUCCAUGGUUCUCGGUAUCGGACGAAAUGUGGUUCUAGAGAUGUCUCAUCUUCGCUUCCAGUUUAUUGAUUUCGACGCUCCUUCUUCAGCUGAGCCAAACCUUGUCGCUGAAUCUCUCCUUCGGUUUGAAUUGGUGGAUGUUUGGGAGCAAACUGCUAAGCCUGGCUCUAUACUGUGGGUUACUGAACCUGAGAUCAGCUAUCGGAAUGGAAUUUUCAAUAUUCCACGUCUCAAGUUGAGCGACAGCCGAAAUGCACGGUACAACGCCUCUCGCAGAAUAGUUACCAAAAAAGUAGAUCCCAAGUCUAUACCGCUGAGCUUAAGCACGGAUGGCAGUGGAUCUUAUACUCUUUCACCCGCGUCCUUGCGAUCUGCGGCUGAAACUCGCCCAGAAACUGUGCUUAUCAAUGUCAAAAAGUCCAUCCUAAGAUCUGUCAGGUUGCCGUCUUCGGACUUCCUGUUUGUCGUCUUCGGUACCACGGAUGAUGGCCAGACUCUUGUUGCACUAUCAGAUGCGCAAAGUUCUGUCGUCAUCGUGGACCGAGCAUGGACAAUGCCAGUGGUAACUACCAGCAACGACGUCAUUGAGCAGACUAUGUUGUCAUUAUAUGAAGCUUUGCUGGCACAGAGUUUGCUACAAGGACUACAAAGUGGUAAUUCGCUAGUUAUUCUUGACGCUUCUCACUCACUGGCCAGGGCUUUGAAGAAUGUUGGAAGCCGCCAUGGCAUCAGCGUAACGUCUUUAUCAUCCUCAAACGGCGGUGGCAACAUUGGAUCGGUAGGCGUUCACCCGAGGGAAUCAAUCCGAUCAUUACAGUCCAAGCUUCCAGUCCAAGUCCACAGAUUUGCCAAUUUCCAUGGGGACCGAGAUUUAGCAGAGUCUAUUUGCGCCUCACUUCCAACCCACUGUGAACAACAUGGCUGGCAAACUCUUACCCGCUCACAUCCUUUCGUCACGGAACGAACGUUCUUGGGAUUGGAUGAUGAGGUACGGUCCGUUCUCCGAGCUGCUUGGAUACAUGUGAAGACCGAACAACAGCGGGCAGUUGAUACUAGCAAGGUUGUUUAUGCAGACCCCAUCUCUGUCUCGUCAGAAAUCGCUCUCGUCGAUCGGCUGUGCCUUAUUGGGUGGGAGGCGCAUACAAAGUUGCCGGCGCAGAUACAGCCACUUGAGAAGACCCUGACAUUCUCAGGCGACAAGACGUACUGGCUAGUUGGUCUUACCGGUGGCCUGGGGCAAUCGCUCUGCCGUUGGAUGGUUGACCAUGGUGCACGCUACAUUGUAAUGACUAGUCGAAACCCAAAAGUUGAUUACAGAUGGUUGUCGAGCGUUCAAUCUAAUGGUGCUGUGGUCAAAGUGUUCCCGAAUGAUAUCACCAGCCGAGAAUCAGUGCACACUGCUUAUAGGACCAUUACGGCAACAAUGCCACCAAUCGGCGGUAUUGCGCAGGGUGCCAUGGUAUUACAUGAUGCCAUGUUCGCCGAGAUGACCACAGACAAGAUGCUAAAGGUGUUGAGGCCAAAGGUGGAUGGUAGUAUACAUCUGGAAGAAAUAUUUGCGGAUACUCCCUUGGACUUCUUUGUCUACUUCUCUUCUGUUGCAGCCGUGACGGGCAACAAGGGUCAAAGCAUGUACGCUGCUGCCAAUAUGUUCAUGACGACUCUCGCAGCACAGCGCCGAAAGCGUGGCGUCGCAGGAUCCGCGAUCAAUAUUGGAGCCAUCAUGGGUAACGGAUAUAUUACUCGCGAACUUAACCAGCAGCAGCAAACAUUUUUGCAAGAGGUGGGGAAUAUCUGGCUCAGUGAGCAAGAUUUCCUUGCUAUUUUCGCUGAAGGUGUGUUGGCUAGCCAUCCCAACUCGACUGAAACACUCGCUACCACGACGGGCCUCCGCGUGCUCCGCUCCCAUGACGAACUAGUUAGUUGGGCUAAAGACGCGAGGUUUCAGCAUCUUGUACAGACCAGUGGAGCCAAUAUGGCCUCUAGUAUGGGCAAGACAAGCGCUGUAGCUCUAAAGAAGCAGCUCGAAGAAGCAAAGACUGCAGAGGAGGUAUCAUCAAUUCUUGAUGUACUAGAUGCUUUUUCUAAUAAGCUAAGAACAAUCCUACAGAUUCCUGCUGACCGCGAAAUUAUGAACACUGGACUCGACGAUCUGGGCAUGGAUUCUUUGGUUGCUGUUGAAGUGAGAUCAUGGUUCUUGAAGGAACUCAGCGCCGACGUUACUGUCCUCCAGGUCCUCAGUGGUGGUACAACACGAUCCCUUCUGCAGCCUGUCAAAGAGAAGGUGCUUGAGGCAAUGCAAUUGUCAGCAAGUGUCCAAGCGGCUACGGAACAACCCAAGACAUCUUUACCUGUUCACAAAGAGGCUCUAAAGCCCGAGGUCAUCAUUGAGACGGUUGAUAAUGAGUCUGUCAGUCUUGGCAAAGAAGAUACUAGGACUGCGUCAUCAUCAAGUUCGGUGUUGGAUUCCUCGGACACGCCUUUGGGUACUGACCUGAACAGCUCAAUAACGCCAUUAGAACUCGACACUGACUCUGAAAAUAUUUCGCUCUUUGCUCCAGAUACGGUGACACGGUCUCUGCCUCUUUCUUUUGGCCAAUCUCGAUUUUGGUUCCUGAAGCACUUCUUGCCUGACCAGAGUGCGUUCAAUAUCACCACGUUUGUCCGCAUGCAAGGACGCCUAGAUAUUAACCGCCUAGCGGCUGCUGUUGAGACCGUUUCCAAUCACCAUGAGGCCUUACGAACGGCUUUUGUGAGCUCUCAUGAUCAGCCAGUGCAGGUUGUGCUCAAGCGGUCGCCUCUCAAACUAGAACGCAGACAAAUUAAUGAUAUAACUGAAGUUACACCUGCAUACGAGUCGAUCAAGCGACAUGCAUAUGACCUCGAGGCCGGACAAACAAUGAGACUUCAAGUUUUGACUCUCUCUCCAGAAGUCAACUUCCUCAUCCUUGGUUACCACCAUAUCAACAUGGAUGGAAUCAGCUUUGAGGUUCUAUUCAACGAUAUUCAGAAAGCUUUUGAAGGCACCAAGUUCACUCCCGGUGUUCUCCAAUAUCCUGAUUUUGCUCUUAGAGAGCAAGAUGAAUACAAGAGAGGAUUUUGGAAAUCCGAGUUGGAUUUUUGGAGAAGCGAAUUUAAGACUCUACCAGAGUCGCUACCUCUACUACCACUGUCACAAAAGACGUCGCGUCCGGCGGUAACACAGUAUGGAACUAGGCGAAUUGAACGUCGAAUCCCCGAGGAACUUUCAGCUAUUAUCAAAACAGUCACUCGCAAAUUCAAGGUCGGUCUUUUUGCAUUCUACUUGGCCGUACUGAAAGUUACAGUUGCUCGAUAUGCCGAUAUCAAUGAUAUCUGCAUUGGCAUGGCUGACGCCAAUCGAAGAGAAAGGGACGUUUUGGAGAGCAUUGGGUUGUAUCUCAACUUGGUACCGCUCCGAGUAAACUGCGAUCCAUCAGAGCCAUUCAGCCUCGCUCUGCAGGAUAUGCAUCAGAAGUCGCAGUUAGCCUUUGCGAAUGCAAGGGUCCCCUUCGAUGUCCUGCUGAAUGAGCUGGGAGUUCCUCGUUCUGCGUCACAGCCACCACUUUUCCAGGUGUUCAUGAACUACCGACAAGGUGUCCGUGAAAUUCGAGACUUCUGCGGCUGUGAAUGCGAAGGAGAGCUAUUGAGCGGCGGUGAGCUUGCCUACGACAUCAGCUUCGACGUAGUUGAGAAUCCGGGUGGUGAGACCAAUGUUAUGCUCUCUGUACAGAGUGCAUUGUAUGAUGAGUCUAGUGCCGAAACUCUCCUAGAUUCAUACUUUGCCUUGAUGGAAGCAUUUGCCAAGAACCCGGCCUCACGCUCAAACAAACCAGCUCUAUAUCCCACGACAUCAACAGACCAGGCGCUAGAGCUGGGCAAUGGCCCCAUAUUCACACACGUUUGGCCACCUACUAUCUCGCACAGAAUUGAUGACAUGAUCAAAGAAAACCCAACAAACAUCGCCAUCACAGAUGGAACCGGGAUUAAUUUGACUUAUGCCGAGAUGGGCGCUCUGAUUAACACAAUUGCGGCACACCUAGAAAAUAUCAACGCAUCCAAAAUCGUUGGCGUCUUCCAGCAACCUACACCAGCACUGAUUUGUUCCAUCCUUGCUAUCAUGAAGUCGGGACGAACCUACGUCCCUCUCGACACCCGUUUGCAAUCGUCUCGCCUUGCGGUAAUUGCCUCAGGAUCCGGCCUGUCAAGUGUCAUUAUCGAUCCUGCAUCUGAGAACGAUGUCGGCUUUCUCUCGAGUGCUACGACCCUCAUCAACAUCGAUAACCUGCCUGUCUCUAAUACGAGUUAUGUCGUGGCAUCGCUGCCUGCUGCUCCUGCGGCGCUCCUUUACACUAGUGGAUCUACUGGUACGCCUAAAGGCAUAUGCUUAAGCAAUGCCGCGUUGCGCAACACAAUCGAGAUUACGACAAACAAAUUUGGUAUCCAACGCGAUGGUGAGGUUGUUCUUCAGCAAACCGCAUAUAGCUUUGAUAUGGCACUGUUCCAAACCUUCCUUGCCUUGUGCAAUGGUGCGACCCUAUUGGUAGUGCCUUCUCACACUCGAGGAGACUUUAGUGCUAUUGCACACUUAAUGCUAAAGGCGCGAGUGACCAUGACAUCUGCCACACCGGCCGAGUAUAUUUCUUUGGUCCGAUACGGCGCUUCAGAUCUAAAACAGAGUGAAAGUUGGAGGGUCGCCUGUACAGGCGGCGAAAAGGUCACGGAUUUGCUCACGGAAAGCUUUCGUUCGUUGAACAGCCAAAAAUUGACUCUCAUUGAUGGCUACGGGCCCGCCGAGACAACCUUCCUUUGCAGCUCCAGUGUGAUUCCCUACCAAGAUCCCUUGUGUCACGCAACCGGCUUUUCACUGAAACCGUAUCCAAACUACGCAAUCUACAUUGUCGGAAAGGACGGGAAGCCCGUUCCCAUUGGCGUCAGCGGAGAAGUGUGCAUUGGGGGAGCAGGUGUUGGCCUUGGGUAUCUAAAUAAUGCCAAGUUAACAUCAGAGAAAUUUUUGGCCAACCGUUACGCGACUGAUGCAUUCAUUUCACAGGGAUGGACAACUAUGCACUUCACCGGGGACCGCGGUCGAUUGACCAAUGAUGGUUGCCUUGUUCUGGAAGGUCGUAUUAGUGGCGAUACGCAGGUUAAGAUUCGUGGAAUUCGAGUUGAGCUGGAGGAGGUCGAAAAUGCAAUUAUGCAAGAAUCUCACGGCAAAAUUAUCCAGGCUGCAGUUUCAAUGAGAAAGGACGAUGCCUCUGGUCACGACUACAUGGUUGCUCAUGUUGUGACGAGAGGUGGUAGCGUAGAAAAUGAGCUGGUCUACUUGCAACAGCUCAAAGGCUUGCUUACCAUUCCACAGUAUAUGAAGCCGUCGGCCAUAAUUUCAGUACUCUCACUUCCUCUCAACACAUCCAACAAGCUUGAUCGACAGGCUCUUCAGUCUUUGCCAGUCGCCUCAUUGUCAAUUGCAAGCAGCGAGUCUUUACCGCCAACUCAAGAAAGAGUCAAGAAGCUUUGGGAAAAGGUUAUUCCUAGCCAGCUUCUGAGUCAAACUGAACUCAAAGGCAACACCGAUUUCUUUCAUGUUGGAGGCACGUCACUUCUUCUUGUAGAACUGCAAUCGCAGUUCAAACAAAUAGGGUUCUCUCCAUCCAUCCAGGAGUUGUUCGGGCAAUCUACACUCGAGGGCAUGGCCUCACUUGUCGAAGGCAAAUCAAGCGCCCAUGAGAUCGACCAGCAUUUAGACUGGGAGACUGAAGCCGCACUUCUUCCCUUGGAUACAUAUCAACAUUCAAAGUUAACGCCUCCUACCGGCCCUACAAGGGUGGUUGUCCUCACUGGAGCUACGGGAUUCUUGGGUCGCCAUAUUUUGGAGAGACUCCUCAGGAGCAAAGACAUUGAAAAGGUCUACUGCGUAGCAGUACGAAAGAGCGCAUCGGAACUUCCAAGCAUGUUCAAAGACCAGCGUGUCGAGGUAUUCCAAGGUGACCUCGGUGUCGCUAAUCUUGGCCUUUCUGUGGUACACGCACAACAAAUCUUCAGUACUGCGGACGCCAUUAUUCACAACGGUGCCGAUGUGUCAUUCAUGAAAACAUACGCCUCUCUCCGGACAACCAAUGUUAGUGCCACCAAGCAAAUCGCACGAUUUGCCCAAGGUCGACGCAUACCUCUACACUUCAUCUCGUCAGCUAGUGUUACACAGUUGACUCCCCUUGAUGAGGUUGGAAGCGUUUCCAUGGCCCCUUAUCCUCCAAUUGCUGGUGCAGACGGCUAUAUCAGCGCCAAAUGGGUAAGCGAACGCCAUCUUGAGCUGAUUUCUGAGGCAUAUGGCCUGCCCAUCACGAUUCACCGCCCUGCCAGUAUUUCUGGAAAUGAUAGCAGCGAUCUAGAUCUCAUGGGCAACUUGUUCAAAUUUGUUGAACGACUAGAAGCAGUUCCUGAGAGUAAAGAUUGGAAGGGUUAUUUCGAUCUGAUCUCGGUACACAGCGUGGCAGCCGCUAUUGUGAAAGCCGUGACACAAAUUCAACAAUCAGUGGAGACAGGCAUCACAUAUCAAUAUGAGUCUGGAGAGCUCGUUUAUCCACUGUCAACCAUGACAGAUGUUACUAAGAUGACGGAAGAGUUCCCUAUCAAGGUAAUGGCGCUGGAAGAAUGGAUUGAGAAAGCGGAGGCGGUGGGCCUGAAUCCACUGUUGGCCUCAUAUUUGAAGCAAGCUGCUGCCAAGAACAGUCGCUGGGCUUUUCCCAAGCUUGUUAAAGAAUAG